Erythranthe guttata (spotted monkey flower) is the source of this 2264-nucleotide messenger RNA. RefSeq names its product zinc finger protein GAI-ASSOCIATED FACTOR 1. Gene Ontology annotation, molecular function: DNA-binding transcription factor activity. Lineage: Eukaryota; Viridiplantae; Streptophyta; Magnoliopsida; Lamiales; Phrymaceae. Gene Ontology annotation, cellular component: nucleus. The record is from RefSeq and is a predicted model, not a curated record.
AUUUAAUCAUUUAUUUUUGUGGAAAAGGUCUAAUUUUCAGAAGCACUAUUUUAAUAUAUUUCUUUUUAUUUUUAGAGAAAGGUAGUAGUGAAGUGUGAGGCCCAAAAAGCCAGACACCGGAGACUUUCUCGCACACAUACACACACUCGUCAAUCUCUCUCUCUUCUUUCUCUCUCUAAGCUGCCGGCGUUAUCAACCAGUCCAAAAACUUUCCAGCAAACCCAUUACUCUGUGCCUAGAUUUAAGCCCUCAUCAUCUCAUAAACCUCAAGAUUUCUCUGUUUUUUCUCCAUCUUCGCCGGCGACCGGCGACCCUUUCCACCGUCGAUCAUUUUCCGGCAUGAUUAUCUUAGAUAGCAGCUGGUUUCUUUGAGCUUCACCGGUAAGGAACCGGUAGCUGGCUUACUAAAACAUCCAAGACUAACUAGUUGACAUCAAUAAAAAAAAAACAAUCUUUACAGCAACCCAGAAAAAAAAUAAAAAAUUCUGCAGAUUUGGAUAAAAUCCUCCACCAUGAACGAUUCCACAAUCUCCGGCGAUUCUCCGACAGGUCCUCCAAAACCAACCGCCAAGAAGAAGCGAAAUCUCCCCGGCAUGCCAGAUCCUGAUGCGGAGGUGGUGGCUCUAUCGCCGAAGACGCUAAUGGCGACGAACAGAUUCGUGUGCGAGAUAUGCAGUAAAGGGUUUCAGAGGGACCAGAAUCUGCAGCUUCACCGGAGGGGCCACAAUCUGCCAUGGAAGCUGAGGCAGAGGUCGAGUAAAGAAGUGAAGAAGAGGGUGUACGUCUGCCCCGAAGAGGGGUGUGUGCACCACGAGCCGUCGCGCGCGUUGGGAGAUUUGACCGGGAUCAAGAAACACUUCUGCAGGAAGCACGGCGAGAAGAAGUGGAAGUGCGACAAGUGCUCCAAGAAGUACGCCGUCCGCUCAGAUUGGAAGGCCCACUCCAAGAUUUGUGGCACCAAAGAGUACAAAUGCGAUUGCGGUACUCUGUUUUCCAGGAGGGAUAGUUUUAUUACACACAGGGCAUUCUGUGAUGCAUUGGCAGAAGAAAGUGCUAAAUCAAAAGCUGAAAACCCUAAUUCUAAUGAAGGUAAAGAUGUUGAAGCAACACCGCCACCAACGCCGCCACCAACAACGGUGGUGCCAUCUGUUUUUCCUCUACAGAAUCCAGAGAUUCUCGAGAGUACGACUCGGUUAUUAGAAGAUGCCACCCCGCCUUCUCUCACAAACUCAACGCAACCAAGUUGCAGUUCCAGCACUAACGGAAGCUCGAGUAGCAACGUAUUCGCCAGUCUGUUCGCUUCGUCCACGUCUUCCGGAACCAUCCAUUCCCGAACAAACGGUUUCGCAAACUUAUUCCAUUCCGGAAACGACCGUAGUGCCCCUCCAUCUUCCGAGCCGAUAUCUCUCUGCUUGUCGUCAACUUUCGGAACAGCCGGCCAAGAACGCAGACAAUACGCCCCCGCACCGCCGCAGCCGGCGGCGGCGGUCAUGUCGGCCACCGCGCUGCUGCAGAAGGCGGCACAAAUGGGGCCCGCUGCAUCGAAUGCGUCGCUCCUCAGGGGUCUAGGGUUGGUUUCAUCGUCUUCUUUGAAUUUGAACUCGAACGGGCCUCGAGAAUGGAGCGGCGGCGGGCCCCACCUCGAGCCCGAUAGUCUCGGCUUGGGAUUGGCUUGUGACGGCGGGUCGGCCGGUUUGAAGGAGUUGAUGUUGAGAACUCCUUCGGUUUUUGGUCCGAAGCACACUACUCUUGAUUUGCUAGGGUUGGGUAUGGCGGCGGCGGCAGCCGGUGGUGGUUCUGGCGGUGGGCUGUCGGCUCUGAUGACGAUGCCGCCGUUCGGUGGUGGUGGUGGAGAAUAUGGUGGCGAAGACAUGCAAUGAAGCUGAUUGCUUUUAGAAAGAAAAGGAAAAACAAAAUUGUCUAAAAAAUGUUAGUAAAUUAUUACAUAAUUGGUAAGAAAAGAAAAGGCAUUAAUCAAAGGAGGCAGAGGAGCAGUUGAGAGACUAUUCAAUGUGUUGUGAUGGAAAUGCCGACCAGGACUUGUUUUUUAUUAUUAUUAUUUUAUUUUUAUAUUUUGGGUCAAAUAUGUUUAGUAAUUUAAAACAUUUGUUAUGUGCCUUUCUAUAAUUAAUGUAUGAAAUGCCUAGCCUGCAAAGUCAAUAUAAUAUGGGAUAUAGUCAAUUCUUUUUAGGUAAUCAUAAUUUUGGUUGUUUAUUUUAAGUGUGGAUCCAGAUCUAGUGUAAAUAAAUUAUCUAGUUGAUUUU